CUCUCUCUCUCUCUCUCUCUCUCAAAGAUCGAGAGCGUUGUGAUGCCCUCAAAACCAAGACCAGCCUAAAGAACGACAGUAUGGAGAUCGACGCAAGGAUUCUCAACCCCCCAGUCGAAUGCCAACAGGCUGCUCGUGACGCUGAGAAAGGUCAAGCGCAUGGUUUGUGGCCGCAAUCUAUGCCGUGCCACCAACGGGGCGUCUUUCUUCGGAUGCCGGCGGAGAUCCGCAACUUUAUCUAUCAUUGGACCUUGGGAAGUCUAAAUGUUCAUGUCUACGCUGAGAACAAAGCCUCGAACGCCGUGGCCAGUUCGCGGCGCGGAGUGGAUCCAAAGUCCAGGACGAAAGUUCGCCUGUACCUCUGUCGCGUUUGCCUGCGCGACGGGAAGCGUGAAUGGCUAGACCAGCACUUGAAUUGCUACACAAGCGCGUGCAAAGGUUUUCCGAACCUAGGCAUUCUCUUUACAUGCCGCCAGAUCUACGAAGAGGCUUCGUUGAUCCCCUUUACUGCCAAUACCUUCAUUUUCGUCAGCCCGGCGUCUUUCGAGAGCUUUGCCACGGCAGCUCUUCUCCCACAUCAGGCGCAAGCCUUGCGCAGCAUCACUCUGUGGUCACCCAUCACAGCGUCCCGCUUCACGGACGCGAAAAUCUCGUGGAGUAGCUGGUCGAUACCGCAGAUCGUACGAGAGCGAGAGCUCCUUGUGGGUCUGCAGCACUUAACCGUCCACCUAAGCAUCUAUCGAGACGACUCCGCCCACGUCCUGGAUUCUACCCGUGGUAUCUUGAGCCUGGGGCAUUGUCACAUCAAACGUUUAAAAACAGUGACAAUCAGCACGACGUACGACGGCGUGGAUGAGGCCCAUGGUGCAUCAGAAACGCUCCAGAAGGCAAUUGAGCAAUAUACAAUGAGACUAAAGCAUGUGCUGCUUGGUAGUCUCUCGGUUCCUGGUUUCGACGAUGAUGUCUCAAGGCAUUCUUUAAAUGAAAAUGUCCAUGUCUUCAACACCUCUUGAGCGGCUCGAGUGAUGAAAAGGAAGGUCGAGAAAAGUUCAGGUGUAGAUCUUAGGAACUUUAACUACUGAGGCGAAAAAAAUACCGCGAAUGUAUCAUUAUUGCAAUGCGCCUGCUUUAAACAAGUCUCCAGUGUUAGAUGGAUGUGAU
Messenger RNA from Verruconis gallopava, 1161 nucleotides. RefSeq lists its product as uncharacterized. The transcript has 2 exons. Lineage: Eukaryota; Fungi; Ascomycota; Dothideomycetes; Venturiales; Sympoventuriaceae. The record is from RefSeq and is a predicted model, not a curated record. The coding region runs from base 81 to 1013 and encodes 310 amino acids.